Carcharodon carcharias (great white shark) is the source of this 5552-nucleotide messenger RNA. RefSeq names its product protein phosphatase 1, regulatory subunit 12A (gene ppp1r12a). Gene Ontology annotation, molecular function: enzyme inhibitor activity; phosphatase regulator activity; protein kinase binding. Bases 51 to 3326 code for a protein of 1091 amino acids. Gene Ontology annotation, cellular component: Z disc; A band; cytoplasm. The transcript has 28 exons. The record is from RefSeq and is a predicted model, not a curated record. Gene Ontology annotation, biological process: signal transduction. Lineage: Eukaryota; Metazoa; Chordata; Chondrichthyes; Lamniformes; Lamnidae.
CCAUGGCUCCCAGGGCGAUGGGAUAGCGGGAGGGAGACGGGCCACACAAGAUGGCGGACGCUAAACAGAAGCGGAACGAGCAGCUGAAGCGCUGGCUGGGCUCCGAGACUGAGCUCGAGCCGCCAGUCCUCAAGAAGAAAAAAACCAAGGUCAAGUUCGACGAUGGCGCCGUCUUCUUGGCCGCCUGCUCCAGCGGGGACACGGACGAGGUGAAGAAGCUUCUGGAUCGCGGCUCGGACAUUAACUACGCCAAUGUGGAUGGACUGACCGCCCUGCACCAGGCAUGUAUAGAUGAUAACCUGGAUAUGGUGAAAUUCCUAGUGGAGCAUUCUGCAAAUAUUAAUCAGCCAGAUAAUGAAGGUUGGAUACCAUUGCAUGCAGCUGCUUCCUGUGGAUAUGCAGACAUAGCAGAGUAUUUAAUUAGUCGUGGAGCAAAUGUAGCUGCAGUCAACAGUGAAGGAGAAACUCCAUUAGAUAUAGCUGAAGAAGAAGCCAUGGAAGAGCUCUUGCAGGAAGAAAUUAGUAGGCAAGGAGUGGACAUAGAGGCAGCUCGGAAAGAAGAAGAACGAAUAAUGCUCCGCGAUGCCAGGCAGUGGUUAAAUAGUGGGCAAAUAAAUGACAAUAGGCACCCCAAAUCUGGGGGAACAGCUCUUCAUGUAGCUGCAGCUAAAGGCUACUCGGAGGUUUUAAAGCUUCUAAUCCAGGCAGGUUAUGAUGUAAAUAUCAAAGAUUAUGAUGGCUGGACUCCACUUCACGCUGCAGCACACUGGGGUAAAGAGGAAACCUGCCGAAUCCUGGUAGAAAGCUUCUGUGAUAUGGAGACGAUCAACAAAGUGGGGCAGACAGCUUUUGAUGUAGCUGAUGAAGACAUUCUUGGGUACUUAGAAGAGUUGCAAAAAAGGCAGAAUAUGCUUUUUAGGGAGAAGCAAGCAAAUAAAUCUCCAUUGAUCGAGUCAACUACAACAAUGGAGAACAACCAACAACUAAAACCCAUCAAAAGUAAAGAAACCCUGCUGAAUGAACAGAAGAUUCCAGUGCAUAUAGAGUCCCUGGAGCAGGAGAAAGUGGACGAAGAGGAGGAGGGGAAAAAAGAUGACUCUAGUUGUUCCAGUGAAGAGGAGGAGGAGGAGGACUCAGAGUCAGAAGCAGAGACAGAAAAAAACAAACCUACAGCAACUGUAAAUAGUGUAAACCGUAUCAACAGUGGAGGUAUACAGUCUGCGGCUGUGGCCCCAUCAACAGUGCCCACAAAUCAAGUUACACCAACAUCACCAGUGAAAAAGUUGGCCACCCCUUUCAUCAAGUCUUCGAAAGAGGAUGAAAAAAAGAGUAAAGAUGAGGAAGAGAAGAAAGAUGCAUCUCCGGCAUCUUGGAGGUCAGGGCUUCGGAAGACUGGAAGCUAUGGUGCAUUGGCUGAAAUUAGUGCUUCUAAAGAGGCACAGAAAGAGAGGGAUGUUACAGGUGUGAUGCGUUCGGCCUCAAGCCCUCGACUUUCAUCCACUCUAGAUAACAAAGAGAAGGAGAAAGACCAGAAAGGAGCGAGGCUUGCAUAUGUUGUACCUACCAUCCCAUCCAGAAGACUAGCCAGUGCAUCUGACAUUGAUGAGAGAGAAAUCAGAGAUUCUGCGAGUAACUUGGUGCGUAGUGGUUCUUACACACGGCGACGUUGGGAAGAAGAUCUGAAGAGGAAAGAAAUGAAUCAUACAUCCACCAUUGAAGGGUCUACAUCACAAAAUCCUGCUGUCACCAAUGUAGUGCCUAAUUAUCAAAGAAGUAAUUCGUAUCUGCUAGCAAUAGGCAGAAGUAGCAGUGCCAGAGAUCUCCCAGCCAGCUCUUCCUCAACCAUCAGCUUGGAUUCUACUAAUUCUAAGCCUAGGCAGCCAUCUUCAACUCAGUACUCAUCUUACAGCAUCUACAAAAGUAGUUCUUUUGGUAGAAGGAAAGAGGAUUUGAUCAGCCCUGUUCAAAGUGCCAUUUCAACCAACACCGUAGCAACCAUUACCUCAACAAACAGCCUGCAACCUAUUACCAGGACCUCUGCAUCCUCUGCAUCUGGCAGUACCUCAAAUCGGUUCUCGACGGGGGACAAUACUGAAAGAGAGAAAGAGAAUGUUCCUUCAGCGGUUGCUACAACUGGCACUGUCUCUUCAACAACAGAGGUCAGGGAGAGACGCAGACUAUUGGUUCCUUUCGAGAUUCGGUCGUAUUUAACUCCUGUCCGAGAUGAAGAAUCUGAGUCACAAAGAAAAGCCAGGUCAAGGCAAGCAAGGCAGUCGAGAAGGUCAACGCAGGGUGUAACACUGACGGACCUACAAGAAGCUGAGAAAACAAUCGGGCGGAGUCGUUUAGACCGUCGAACUCGAGAACAGGAAGAAAAAGAAAAGGAGGAAAAAGAAAAGCAAGACCGAGAAAAGCAAGAGGACAAGAAUCAACCGGAAACUCAAGAUGACGAGAGACAACGGUUUAGUAGAAACACUGAAGAGCCUUAUCAACGUAACAGGCCAAGUACCACAGCAUUCUCAACUGCUGCCCUCAAUAGUUCAUACGUUGCAUCCCAUCUAAAUCGACCCAACAGCCUUAUAGGCAUUACAUCUGCAUACUCCCGAGUCCCUGGAGAAGUAGAUAAAGAAACGGACAAAAGGGAGGAUGAGCGAGAAGGAGAAGAGAAAUUAGAUGAUAAGUCACAAAACAAACCAUCAAUAAGAGAUCGCCGGCGACCUAGGGAAAAACGGAGAUCAACAGGUGUUUCUUAUUGGACACAGGAUAGUGAUGAGAACGAACAAGAGCAGCAGUCAGAUGCAGAAGAUGGAAUGAACAAGAAGUGUCAGAAUGACAGACUUUCAAGGUUUGACUCGGGACUUUCUAGUAGUGCACAUAACGAGGGUUCCGAGCAGUUAGCUAGUCGAACUGGUUUCUGCCCUUACAGAGGAAGCCGGCAUGCACCUCACAGCAGGGCAGAAAAGGAAGACACGUUGGAUUAUAAAAAGCUUUAUGAGCAGUUCCUGGCAGAAAAUGAGAAACUUAAGGCGAGUCUACAUGACACAAACGUGGAGCUGAAUGAGUUGAAAGUGCAGUUAGAGAAAAUCACACAGAGGCAAGAAAGGAUAGCUGAUCGGUCACUGCUAGAGAUGGAGAAAAGGGAAAGAAGAGCUUUGGAGAGGAAGAUCGCAGAAAUGGAAGAGGAGCUUAAGAACCUGCAUCAAGUAAAAGAGUUUCAGACUCUGAGGCAGUUAAAUGAGCGGCUGCUGGCUGAGAAUAGGGCUCUGACCAGAGUGGUUACCAAGCUUUCUGAGUCCCGUAGGCAGCUCCAGGCUGUGGACUCGUAGCUCCUUCCCUUUUCUUCAUUACUUCCCUUCACAGCCAGAUGCUACCAGACUUGAAAGCAGACAACCAGAGACUGAAAGAUGAAAAUGGGGCUUUGAUCAGAGUCAUCAGCAAACUUUCCAAGUAAACAGGAUUCGGACUGCUGUUGAUGCCAUUGCAUGAAAACUGAUUAACUCUGAGCUACAUCACACUCAUUCAGCAAAGUGAUCAAAAAGAGAUGGAAGUGACUGACCAGGCUCCCACCUUGAAGAGAAUCAUCUUUUAUGAACCUGUUUAAUGUCUUUAUAUAUGGAUAUAUAUAUUAUAUAUAUAAUAUAUAUAGCCAUUUAACAGAUGCUAAAACUGCUGAAGAAGUGGAAUGACUGAAAAUCUUGUUUACAGUAAUAUGAGGAAAGUGUUUAAGGGCAGAAGCGCCUCUAUAUUAAACCAAUAAGCCUUACUACUUGUACAUAAAACUCUUGCGUCAACAAACUGCUUUCAUUGUCAACAAAGACAGUUAAGAAUACAACUAAAUUUUACUGUGCCACAGAAUUGUGUUCCUUUUUCACGUGCUUAAAAGUGUUUAAUAUGUGCUUAACCACCCAUGUGCCAGUUCAAGUUGGGACAAGUAUUCACAAAACUAUCCCAUUUUGGAAAUGAUGCGUCUAAGCCCGAAAGUGGAGGUAACUGCAAAUCGUGAUUUGUCCCUCCAUGUUGAUCAAUACAGUUGGUGAAACGUUAGCUUUCACUGUUUGUGCAAUAUGCAUUUCUUUAUAAGAUGCUUUAUAACAAAUCAGUUGAAGUAGAUUUAUUUUACAAAAUGUUUUCUUGACUGACAUCUGUCACAGUUUUUUAAGUCUGUAGCAUAAGUUCUUAUGGAAUCUGUAACCUGCACUUUCAUUUUAGCAGGUACUGUGUAUGUAUAUUUUAUAUUUAUAUUAUAUAAUAUAUAUAUAUACACACACACACACAUACACACAUACUGUUUUAAGUUUCAAUGCACCGUGUAGGCGUAAUGGUUACACAAAACAGAUUGUUCAAAGAUGUGGCUUUUUAAUGAUGAGGUUUUAUGGUUUAAAAGGUGCAUAUAGACAUGAAAUGAGUUUUUGGAAAAGCAUGGUGUCUUGAAUGGUAAGCGGUACUUUUGAAUUGGGAUUCCAAUAUUCACAUGUAAAAAUGUGCAUCAAAGAUUAAUGAGAGGUUUCUUACUGUGUUUUACAUUCUGUGAGUCACAUUCGGGCCAUUUAAGUUCCUGCCAGAGUAAUAUCACUGAAAUGGAAAUUUGUUUUGGAAAUCUAACUUAAUGGCCUUCACAUAACUAUUUUAGUUUUGUAUCCAUUGUUUUGGGGCUGAUGGGAAGAGUCGCUGAAAUUUGGAAAAGCAUCAUCAUGUUGGAGCCCAGAAAUCUAAAUGCACUUCCUAUAUUUUGGCCUUUUACAAAAAAAAAUUCAGUGAACACUCUUACCAUUAGACCAAUAUUGUGCAUCACCCCAGGUUAUUUUGAAUAUAUAUUUAAACGUCAAUACAACUUCAUACGGCACAUAUUAUAUGUCAAAUAAAACCACUGAAGAGUUCAAACAUACUGAGUCAUUGUACAUUGUUAAGCUUGCAGUAGCUGUUGUAUUAUCCUUAAAUAUAUUGUAUUAAAUGUGAAUUUAUACCCCGUCAUAUAAAAAUACGGUUCUUGUGUUACAUCGCUUAUCGUAGUCUUCUAGUAAUUGGGGCAUAAUGCCUCUUGUCUCUGGGGCGUGACAUUUUCUGUUAAUUGGUUUUAUGCAGGUGUGGAUUCAUACUCUUACUACCAAUCUCAGGAGAUUGAUUUUAUAAAGGUACCAAGAAAACUAGAUUUUCACAUUCAAAUGGUAUUUGGACUAAGUGAUUGUUGGAUUGUAAUUACCAGUGGUGUGUGACAUCUUACUGUGGCUUGACAUGAGCAGAAAUAGUGACGACAGAGGGUUUGAAUGCUGGUUCACCACAGUGCUCUGAGUGUGUGACUGACUGACUGGCUAGCAGAUUGUGGAAUGUGUUGAGUGCAUGUGCAAAGUUACCGUAGAUGUUUCUAAUAUUUUAGUGUUUUAUAUUUAGCUUAUUUAUUCUUUAUAUUGGAUUUCAUGAUGUAGCUGGUGUGCUGUUUCAGUUUUAUUGGUAGUAUUGAGCAGACAGUGCAUCUGCAUGAAACUGAUUGCAAAAACUUCCAACUAUUUUCUGAAAAUUGUAUUUUGACAUAUACAAAUAAAAAUUAAAAUGUU